GGCUGGGCAGGGUAUUUAAGGGCUGAGGCCGUGGGGAGGGAGCCCAGAGCAGUCGGGGCGCAGCACGGUCCGGCUCCUCCCCUGCCCAGCCGGCCAAGAUGCUCCCGGGCUGCUGGCUGGUGUCUGCGCUGCUGCUGGUUCCGGGCUCCUGGGGCGCCCUGGGCCAGUGUCCCAGCUGCGAGGACGGGGACCCCCCGGCCUGCGCCCCCCGAGCCGGCUGCCGGGCCCCCGAGAGGGCAGCGGCGGCGCCCCCCGACAGCGCCAAGGCGCCCCGGGAAGCCUGCGGGGAGAAGGGCUGCGCCCGGGCGCUGGGGGAGCCGUGCGGGGUCUACUCGCCCAGCUGCGCCCGGGGACUGCGCUGCAUCCCCCGGGCCGGGGAGCGGACCCCCCUGCAUGCCCUGCUUCACGGCAAGGGGGUGUGCCGGGCCGUGGGGGGCAGGAAGGGCAGCCGCAACCACACGGAGCCCGAGCCCCCGGCAGGGGAGAGCCGGAAGGAGAGUCGCAGGGUGAGCCAUCCCACGCUGGCGCCUCUGGCCCCCCAGCACCACGGCCCCCUGACGGAGGCGAACGGCGGCAAGGACCGGCUGCACCAGAUCUCGCUGAGCAGCGACGGCAAGCCGGACUUGGAGACGGCUCCGUGCCGCAUGCACCUGGCAGCCGUCAUGCUGGAGCUCAAGGCCCCGCUGUACCUGAGCGGAGAGGACAUCUUCAUUCCCAACUGCGACACCAAAGGCUUCUACCGGAAAAAACAGUGCCGGGCAUCCAAAGGACAGAGGCGAGGCCAGUGCUGGUGUGUGGAUAAGAAGGGCCACCCGCUGGCCGGCUCGGGGGGGCUGGAGGGCAACCCCCAUUGUCUGCCCAACGGGAGUGACUGAGAGGGGUGGGCUGGGCUCGAGCGGGGCUGGAAGAGGCUCAGCCUCAUAGACACUGCGGGAAGAAGAGCCCGAGGACGCAGAAGCAUUUGCCUUUAAUUUAUUACCUGGCACCGUGGCUGUUGGGAGGAGCUGGCCUGAAGGCAGCUUGGGGGCGCUGCCCUCCCUGGGGAUCGGCCUUUCCCCCCUUCCCCAUUCACACCCAGGACUGGCUGGGCACAGGUGGCAGGGAAUAGCCCUGCACCUGGCCCCUGGGGAGGGGUGGGGCUGGGCUAGCAGGGCUCCCUCCACCCCAUGGCUCUGGGGUAGCAGCCUGGGGCCCAUGCCGCUGCUUUGGGGGUCUGUUAGGUGUUUGUUCAAUAAGCUAUUGGGAGUGGGGGCGAGGGGGGGUCUGCAGCAUCCCCUGGUGCUUCCAACCCCCCACCCACAGCUGCAUUUUCUACAAUGGGGAGUUUCUCCCUUGGACUGGGGUGGGGGGGUGAACUGCUUUUCUGGGUGGGGAACAAUGAAGGCUGGUAUUGGAAGAGUGCUAUUAAUGUUGGCGCUUGGUGGGGGGGAUACGCUGGGAAGGGCAGCAUGGUUUUGGGGGACAGGCUGGAAACAGCCAGCAAGAGCUCACCCCUGCACCCCCAAAUCUCAGGAUCCCAACCCCCACCCGUCCACACACCCUGAGCUGCAGUCGGACGCCAAUUAAGAAGCUGGGAGAGGGGCAGGGGGAAUGGGAGGGGAGCAAGGGAUGCGGGGGUCGGAUGUGGGACAAGCAACCUUUCACUUUCUGACCUUCCUCCUGAGAGCCCUCCCGCCUCCCCCCCCCAGGAAAACUGCUGGCUGGGGAGAGUCCUGCAGCCAGCCGGAUGUGGGGGGCACUGGGGCAGAGGCAGCUGGAGCGGGAGUCAGGGCCAGGCUGCGCCAUCCCCCCUCCCCCAUCCCACAGCUCUGCUUUUGCUGUCACCUGUCCUGCAGCUCCUUUACCUUAAUGCGCUCUCUUGAGGAUUGUUGGAUGCUUCUGGGAUAUUUUUAUUUUAAAUAAAGCUGAGUUUGGUUUUUGGA
Messenger RNA from Trachemys scripta elegans, 1922 nucleotides. RefSeq names its product insulin like growth factor binding protein 6 (gene IGFBP6). Gene Ontology annotation, biological process: regulation of insulin-like growth factor receptor signaling pathway. The transcript is spliced from 4 exons. Gene Ontology annotation, cellular component: extracellular region. Gene Ontology annotation, molecular function: insulin-like growth factor II binding; insulin-like growth factor I binding; fibronectin binding. NCBI's taxonomy places the organism in Eukaryota, Metazoa, Chordata, Testudines, Emydidae. The coding region runs from base 99 to 875 and encodes 258 amino acids. The record is from RefSeq and is a predicted model, not a curated record.